CAGGUCACAUGAUUGAUCCGGAUUCAGGCUGAAGCGACCUAGAGCAGCAGGCAGAGAUUAAUCUAGACAGAUUCAUCGCGAUCGCUUCACGUUUUAGAGACAUUCACGUACUUUCUGUUUAGAAAUCUUAGAUAAAGUUGCCACAUCAGUUUUCCAGCUUGUUUUUGACUCAUAAAAGGACCAGUCUGGUGCUUGGUGUUAUCUUGAACCAUGAAGCUGAUCAUUCUAAAUGACUACGACCAGGCAAGCGAGUGGGCUGCAAAGUACAUAAGAAACAAAAUUUUACAGUUUAAACCUGCGCCUAACAAAUAUUUCACUUUAGGACUCCCCACAGGAGGCACCCCUUUAGGUUGUUACAAAAAGCUGAUUGAAUAUUACAAAAAUGGGGAGCUCUCAUUCCAGUACGUGAAAACUUUCAACAUGGAUGAAUAUGUAGGGCUUCCCAGAGAUCACCCUGAGAGUUACCACUCCUUCAUGUGGAAUAACUUGUUCAAGCACAUCGAUAUCAGAGCGGAGAACACCCACAUCCUUGAUGGAAACGCCGUCGACCUCCAAGCAGAGUGUGACGCCUUUGAAGAAAAGAUAAAAGCUGCCGGAGGGAUUGAGCUGUUUGUUGGAGGUAUUGGACCUGAUGGCCACAUUGCCUUUAACGAGCCUGGUUCAAGCCUGGUGUCCAGAACCAGGGUGAAGACUCUUGCAAAGGACACUAUCAUGGCCAACGCUCGAUUCUUUGAUGGAGAUCUCUCAAAAGUGCCCACCAUGGCUCUGACAGUGGGAGUGGGUACCGUCAUGGAUGCAAAGGAGGUCAUGAUUCUCAUCACAGGAGGACACAAGGCCUUUGCUUUAUACAAGGCUAUAGAGGAGGGCGUGAAUCACAUGUGGACAGUGUCGGCGUUCCAGCAGCACCCACAAACUCUUUUUGUUUGUGAUGAAGAUGCCACCCUGGAGCUGCGAGUCAAGACUGUGAAAUAUUUCAAAGGGAUGAUGCACGUGCAUAACAGGCUGGUGGAUCCACCCAAAGAGACGUGAGGAGAUCGCUUUCACACUUCUGAGAUCCUGAUGCAUUUAUUAUUAAUACAAACUAACACUCCUGUGAUUCUUAUUAUUUCUUCAUGUUCUGGUGAAGAUGGCGGUGAGAAAUCUCACCAUUAACACUCAUUAUGACUUGCUAGAACAUUUGUUUUGUAAAUCCCUCAUUUUCAGGUUCUUUUUAAUAAAAGACGUUUGAUUUUUAA
This is a messenger RNA of Nothobranchius furzeri (turquoise killifish), 1235 nucleotides long. RefSeq names its product glucosamine-6-phosphate deaminase 1 (gene gnpda1). The record is from RefSeq and is a predicted model, not a curated record. Lineage: Eukaryota; Metazoa; Chordata; Actinopteri; Cyprinodontiformes; Nothobranchiidae. Gene Ontology annotation, biological process: N-acetylglucosamine catabolic process; D-glucosamine catabolic process; carbohydrate metabolic process. Gene Ontology annotation, cellular component: cytoplasm. Gene Ontology annotation, molecular function: identical protein binding; glucosamine-6-phosphate deaminase activity.